UGGGUGGUUUGAUGUAGGGAUUUAGCUGCAUCUUGGCUCUUUCUGAGGUGGGAAAUCUGCCACUGUCUUUCAGCAACAGUGGUCCCCUUGGUCCUGUUGCUCUCAGGCUGGUGGCUGUCCUGUCCUGGGAGACCAACCUGGCCUGGCGAAUGGGUCCCGUGAUGUCUUGAAGACAUAACCUCGGACCACAUAAACCUGUGUGCUGCCAGGAGCUUCCUCAGUGAAAAUAUAUUGAUCACACAGAGAGCCUUGUCUGGUCCUUCAAGAUUUGAACAUGGAACAACCUUGAGGAGAGAGAGAAUGAUGUUUGGGUGUGCUGGCUCCCAUGUACUGCCUCUCCAUGCCCAGAGCAAAGAGGACAGCUUUCCCCAGACUGUUUGUCCUGUCUGAUGGUGCUGGGUUGUCUCUUAGGGCAUGGACGCUCCGAAGAUGACUGUGGGGAUGAGAGGAGCCGCCACCGGGACAGCCACCUCCUGGCAGGGCGCUUGGAACGGGAUCAGGAGAAGCUGCUCAGAGAAAGCAAGGAGCUGGCAGAUUUUGCCCGGAUCCACCCUUCCAGCUGCGCCACGAACGGUUUGAACUCCAACCUCAUGGUGACGGGAGGCCCAGCCCUGGCGGGCUCCGGGCGCUGGUCUGCAGACCCGGCUUCGCACUUGGCAGCCCACCCCUGGCUCCCCAGGACAGGGAGCCCCUCCAUGUGGCUGGCUGGCCAUCCCUAUGGACUUGGUCACCCUUCCCUGCACCAGGGCAUGACUCCAGGCUUCCCCCCUGCCAUGGGGGGAGCUCUCCCUUCCGCCUACCAGUUUGCCAGAGACCCGCAGUCGGGGCAGCUUGUUGUGAUCCCUAGCGAGCACUUGCCACACUUUGCAGAGCUGAUGGACCGGGCACCCCCACUGUGGCCUGCCAUGUACCCCCCAACCAGGAGCUCCCUCCAGCAUGCUCACCAGCUCCAGCUCCUCUCUCAUCAGCAGCUGCUGCGGCAGCACGAGCUGUACAUCCUGCAGCAGCAAGCGGCCCACGCCAUGGAGCUGCAGAGGAGUGCCCAGCUCGUGGAGAGAUUGAAGGCCAACGAGCAGCGUGUGGAUAUGGAAGAGAAGGUGACGAAGCGGAGCCUGGACAGUGCCAAAUCAGGCCUUUCCUCCUCAGCCCCGGGACUGGUGCAUCGAAAACCACCCGUGCUGUCUCCCAGCGCCUCCACAUCCUACAGCAAGGCUGUGAGUCCACCUCCCCUCUCUCCCAGGGCCUCACCUGUGUCUGUGCUCAAAGCUGAGGUGAUCCAAAAGAUGGAGGAACCACCUUCGCAGCCAGCCUACUCCUACCCCGCCACCCCCAGCUCCCAUCCUUCCAGCCCACCCCCCGCCUCUCCACCCCCUGCCCCUGCCAUCCCUCCAAAGGAAGAGGCACCUGAGACCGUGGACAAGAAAGACUUGGAGCUGGAAAAAGAGGCUGCUGGUCCAUAUCAGGCCUUGUUCCCAGAGAUCCCCCCUGGAUAUCCAUUCCAGUCCCUGCCUCCCUCCUUUGGAAGACAUUAUCCCUACCUCAUCCAGCCUGCCCCAGCAUCUGAUGCAGAUGGCCUGGCUCCUGACGUCCCACUGCCUGCUGAAGGGUCUGAGCACAUGGAGCUUUCCUCAGAGGUCAAGCCCAUCCACCUGUCUCCGUCCAAAAUCCUAGAGCCCAUCCAAGCAGCAGCAGAAGAGGAAUCCUUGGAAGAGAGGGUGAAAUCAGAGGUGCAGAUGGAGGAAAGCCAAGAAGGCAUCUGUGAACAGGACAUGGGGACUCUGAACAUCACCACCUCCACAGCCGUCCCAGUGCAGAACGUGGAAAAUUGCAAUCUCCUGUUACAUCAAGGGGAAACCCUGGAUGCUAUGGAGCAGGACCAGGAAGACCUCCAGAGCUGCUCACCUCCUUACCAGGUUGUGGCCUGUCCUGCAGAAGCAGAGGCUGAGGCAGAGACCAGGAGUGGAGCAGAAACCUGUUCCAUGCACAUGGACUACGAUGGUUUGCUCGUGCAUGCGGAGAACGAGCCACCGGAGAUGGACUUGACGACCCAGCGGGAGGAGGCCUCUGUAGCCAUGGAUCUGCAGAGCGCCGAUGUGCCCCGGGGGAGGGAGUUUCCCAGCCUGCCCCCUGAGGAGGGGGAGCAGGGGCCAGAGAUCCCUUCCUUUACAGAAGAGGCAAUCUCUUGCCAAAUCCCAGAUCUGGACAUCAAGCCGGGUGACCCGCUGGCUGGGAUGAAUGCUUUGGUGGCUGCUACAGAAAUGCCUCAGGCUUGUUCCUUGUUGACUACCACCACUGUCACUCCAUCCCAGAUGAAGGUGGAGGUGUUAACUGACCAGACCCUGGAGCACUCCUUCCUGCAGGGGAUCACUUUACUGAGUGAAAUUGCAGAGAUGGAGCUGGAGAAACGGAAGCAAGAAAUGCAAACAGGUCCAGAGAGUUUUCCUGUCCGGCCAACACUGGAGAGUUUGCUGGCUGCCAGCACCCACAUGCUCAUGGAAGUACUUUCCACCCCCUUUAUGGAAAGUCUGAAAACCAUCCGGCUGCCUCGAGAGCUGAAUCCCAACAAAAAGUACAGCUGGAUGCAGAAGAAAGAUGAACCAAUGUACUCCAUCAAAUCGGCCAUCGAGAACAUGGAUGCGAUGGAGCUGGAUUACAGGAUGAGGCUGGCGGAGCUGCAGCGGCGCUACAAGGAGAAGCAGCGGGAGCUGGUGAAGCUGCAGCGCCGCAGGGACUCCGAGGAAAAGCAUGACGAGAAAAGUAGAAGCUUGGCGAGAAGAGGCCCUGGAAGGCCCAGGAAGAGGAAACUUGGAUCAAGCGCUCUGUCACCCAUUAAGGAGAGAGGGAAGAGUGACAGCAAGAGUGGAAAACUGAGCAAGUCCUUGUUGCUCUCCGAAGACUCUGAGACUGGCGAGGGCAUGAAGAAGAGGCACAAAGGGGCCCUCCCAGAGGAGGACGAGGAUGUGGAGAGCAGCAGUGGCAAGAUGAAAGGGAGGAACCAGAGCUGGGAAGAGCAUGAUGCGGCUCCCAGCUUCUCAAAUGAGUUAAAGAUCAAAAAGAAGAAGGUGCCAUCAGAUCAGGAGCAGCUGGCCAGCAAGCUUGACAAGGCCCUGUCACUCACCAAACAAGACAAGCUCAAAUCCCCCUUCAAGUUUGCUGACAGCUCUGUGGGAAAGACAAAAACUAGUGGAGGUGGCAGUAGGUACCUCCCACCUCACGAGGCUCUGCCAAGCAAGGAGGAGAAGAAGAGCCUGGCCAAGAACCUGGGCCUGUCACUGAAAACCACCAAGGAAGGUAAAAACAAAGUGACUGCCAAAAUGAAGAAGAUGGAGGUGGGGUUAAAAGUCAAAAAUCAGCUCAAGGUUUCCCAUUCACCAGCAAUAUCUGAAGUUAGCAGCUACUCCUAUAAUACGGACUCGGAGGAGGAGGGAUCCCUGAGGGACGAGUGGCCAGCACAGCCCCCGUCCGCGCCCAAGCCGCGGCCGCCCGGUCUGUACAGCACAACGACCAGGAAGGGCGGCCGGGCAGGCGGUGGCCCCAAGGCGGCCCCGCGCAGCACGACGGCUGGGCGGCCGCUGAAGCCAAAGGCGGCGGCGGGGCGGAAGCAGCCCUUCUGCCUGCUGCUGCGGGAGGCCGAGGCGGGAUCUUCCUUCAGCGACUCCUCGGAGGACUCGUUCGAUCAAGAUUCGAGCUCGGAGGAGGAGGAGGACGACGACGAGGAGGAAGAGGAGGAGGCAGAGGACUAUGGCACGGAUGGCACAGACAGGCUGUCGUCACCUGCCCUCGAUGAGAGUGGCCUGGGCCUUCUGGCCAGGUUUGCUGCCAGCGCCAUGCCCAGCCCCAUCGUGCCCCCUCCGCUUUCCAUCAUCCAGCUGGAGGCCAAGCAGAAGGCGAAGAAGAAGGAGGAGCGGCAGAGCCUGAUGGGGACAGAAUUUGAGUACACUGACUCAGAGAGUGAGAUCAAGAUCAGGAAGAAGUCACCUUCGGGGCUGCUGCGGGGAAAGAAGGGGCCACUGGACUCAAGCAGCAUCCCACCAAGCCAGGCCCCCAGCAACCUCGACUCUGGAUCUGGGAGCGCUGACAAGGCCAAGCUUGGGUCUGAGAAAGGCCGCAAGCUGAAGAAAUUCAAAUCCCCCAAGGACUUGAGCUUUGAGUUUGGGCUGGAGGCCAGCGAUGAUGACCUGUGGAACCGGCGCCGGAGCGAGCGGAUCUUCCUCCACGACGCCACCACGUCCUCGGCCUUGCUGACGUCUGCGGCCCCUGCCAGCUCCACCCCUGUCUCCAAGACUGGGCGCUGUGGCAAGGGGGCACCCAUGAGCCCCAAAAAGGAGGGCAGCAAGGGGAAGGAGAGAAAGGAACUAAGCAAGCAACGGAAGAAGGGGAAAGAAACACCCUGCUGCUCCUCUUCCUCAUCCAUGUCUCCUCCUGGCAUCCCUAGCUCCCCAUCUGAUGUUCGUGUCAGCCUGGCAAGUGCCCUGGGCUCCACCAAGAAGAGCAAAGCCAAGGUGAAAGCCAAGGAAGUGAAAAAAGAGAACCGAGGGAAAGGAGGAGCUGUCAGCAAGCUCAUGGAGAGCAUGGCAGCAGAGGAGGAUUUUGAACCCAACCAAGACAGCAGCUUCUCAGAGGAUGAGAACAUCCCACUGAGCAUGUUGGUCGAGCGACCACCCACACCAGCUCCUCGAUCCUGCAUCAUUGACAAGGAUGAGCUGAAAGAUGGUCUGCGUGUCCUCAUCCCCAUGGAUGACAAGCUACUCUAUGCUGGGCAUGUCAAGACGGUACAUUCACCAGACAUAUACCGUGUGGUGGUGGAAGGCGAGAGGGGAAACCGUCCCCACAUUUACUGCCUGGAGCAGCUCUUACAGGAAGCGAUCAUCGAUGUGAAACCCCCUUCAGUGCGGUUCCUGCCCGAGGGCACGAGGAUUGCAGCCUACUGGAGCCAGCAGUACCGCUGCCUCUACCCAGGGACAGUUGUCCGAGGAACCCUGGAUCUGGAGGAAGAUGGUGAUCUCAUCACAGUAGAGUUUGAUGACGGGGACACGGGACGCAUCCCACUGUCUCACAUUCGGCUUCUCCCACCUGACUACAAGAUCCAGUGUGCUGAGCCUUCCCCUGCCCUUUUGGUGCCCAGCACCAAGCGCCGUAGCCGUAAAUCCAGCAAAGACACUGGAGAAGGAAAAGAAGGAACUGCACUGGGGUCAGAGGAGCCUGUGUCAAAGGGCAAAGGGCGAGGGAGAAAGCCAAGCGUCAAGGCAAAAGCUGAAGAGGCUGCCUUGCCUGAAGAGAAGGAUCAGGGUGAGUCCUCACCUGUUACCUCCUCAGUCCCAGAGAAGCCAACCUGCUUGGGCAAGCCAAGCAUGAAGGGGUCAAGAAAAUCGCAACCGCUGCCGACCGGAGGCUCUCCUGCUCCCACGGAGGAAAAGCGGUCAAAAGCCAGCAAAAUGAAGAUCUCCACUAAGCUGCACAGCCCCCCCCAGCCCACUUACCAGCCUGCUGUGUUCGGCAGCAUCCUUGGCACAGAACCCUACAGUGACCUCCCGGGAACACUGGCAGCCUACGGCUCCAGUGAGGCUUCAGGGUCAAAAGCCAAGGCCAAGAAAGGGCGACCCACAGAAGAGACACAGGAGUUUGGCACCGUGGUCAAGGCUCAGAGGAAGCAUGACAGCGAAAUCCUGAUCAAGCUGGACCAUGAGGGCGUGAUGUCUCCAAAGACAAAGAAGAUGAAGGAGGCGAUGAGGAUGCUGGAGGACUCAAACCUGGCCAGCCGCAGAGAUGGGAAGGGUCUCCUGGGGCUGGGCUAUUCCACUGCAGUGAGUGUGGAGGGCAAGCAGAAAUCUUCCCGAGCCAAAGUGGCUGAGGGAGACCCUUCUCCUGCCAGCUUUGGAGGAAAGUUUGAUGGCUCAGUGGAGAGCCUCACUGCCUCCAAGGACCAGGAAGAAAAGGCAGCAGCUCCAGCAGCAGUGGAAGAGUCUGAGAGCAACAGCAGCGACAGCAGCUCAGAGUCAGAGGGAGAAGAGGAGGCUGACAAGAACCGAGGGGAAGCCCAGGACAGCAGUUCAGCCAGCUCAAGAGCAUCUACCCCUCUGUCUUCCUCCAAUUCCUCCUCCUCUUCCUCUUCUAGCAGCAGCUCCUCUUCAUCUUCCUCUUCCUCCUCUUCCUCCACCUCAUCGACCUCUUCUUCAUCGAGUUCCAGCUCUUCCUCCUCCUCCACUACGGACGAAGAUUCCUCCUGCAGCUCUGACGACGAAGUAGCCGAGGCCCAGCCGAGUUCCUCGGUGCAACAAACCCUCCCGCCCAAGCAAACCAAGCAGGCGGGGAAAUCCCGCGCGUCCUCCCACCCGCAGAGCCAGAAGCAGCCGGCGCAGCAGCCGGUGCCGCAGCCGGCGCCGCCGCAGAGCGGCAACAAGAGCAGGCCCAAGAAGCGUGAGGGCAUCCACCUGCCCACCACCAAGGAGCUGGCCAAGCGCCAGCGCCUGCCGUCCGUGGAGAACAGGCCCAAGAUCGCUGCUUUCCUCCCUGCACGGCAGCUGUGGAAGUGGUUCGGGAAACCCACGCAGAGACGUGGAAUGAAAGGGAAGGCCAGGAAGCUGUUCUACAAGGCCAUCGUCCGGGGCAAGGAGAUAAUCCGCAUCGGAGACUGUGCGGUUUUCCUCUCCGCCGGCCGCCCCAACCUGCCCUACAUUGGCCGGAUCCAGAGCAUGUGGGAGUCCUGGGGGAACAACAUGGUGGUCCGGGUCAAAUGGUUCUAUCACCCAGAAGAAACCAACCCUGGGAAGAAACUCAACGAAGGCAAGCGCUGGGAUCAGAAAUCAGGCAGGAGUCUGUCCACAGCUUUGCAGGCAUCCAACCAGAGGAAGGACUUUAUGGAGCGAGCCCUCUACCAGUCCUCUCACGUGGAUGAGAACGAUGUCCAGACCAUCUCACACAAGUGUCUUGUUGUUGGUCUGGAUCAGUACGAGCAGAUGCUAAAGACGAAGAAAUACCAGGACAGUGAGGACCUCUACUACCUUGCAGGGACCUACGAGCCCACCACGGGCAUGAUCUUCAACACCGACGGGGUCCCUGUCAUCUGCUGACUGCCCAGGGGACACGUGCCACCCCCUGGGAGGGACGGGACAAACCUGAGGACGUGCCUGUUCAGACGACAUGAUUGUUUCUUUCAAUGCUCAUUUCUGUGUCACACUACAGACAGGAGAGCGCGAGAGACGCGAGGAGGAAGGAGAGGGCUGAAGAAAGGGGUUGGGGAAGCAGUUACAGGACUCGGGGAAGAUGCCCUUGGGUGUGGUGGUGGUGCUUGAACGCCCAAGGCUCUUCUGGAAGUGGCUUUAAGUAAGGUGACACUUGACCAACUUCUCCCUUCCUCCUUUUGGUCCAGGAAAGCACAUGGGUCUCGUGAUCAUUUCACCAGCGGGACCCCCCGGCAGGAGGGAUCCCUUUUGUGUCAUUUGCCCCCGUCAGUAGCUCGGAAGCCACCCGUGCGUGGAAGGACACCCACUCACCUUCCACGUGCGCUCCUCUCCGUCCUUAUAUUCCCUUUCCUGCUUAGUUUCGCAUGACCCUUUAGGAAGGACAGGGUGAAAGAGAAAGGAGAUGAGUCUCUCUCAGCGCCUCGUCUCGAUCCUCUCAGCGCCUUUUUGCAGUUCCCUUUCCCUGGAGGCCCCUCUGGCAGCAUGGAACACAGUGGGGUGGGGCUGGUCCCAGCAGAAGAGAUCACCGGGAUAGGAGGAGCCAGGUGGAAGAGGAGCCAACACCCAGUCUGGGAUGCUACCUUCCCACUGCCUCAAACAAACAGUCUGAACUCUCUUUUCAUCGCUCUCUGUUCCUCCUGCCCUGGAAAGGUGCUGGGGGGAGCAAGCUUGUGGUGAGGGGGGUGACACUUGGCAAACAAAGAACUUGGAGUGUGCAGUGAAGGGGCGGGAAAUGACUGGGAAAAACUGCUGCUGCUCGGUGCUUGGAGGAGAGGAGACCACAGGCCAUUGGAUUCCGGCAUCCCUCACCCACCUUUAGCCUCCAUGCCUUGCCUGAUCAGAGAUGUGGAGCUGCUGGGAAGCCUUUACCCAUCCUUUGAAGGGAAUGGGGAUGAUGUAUGAACCCGGCUGUGCCUGCCUGCAGCAUUCCCACAGCCAGAGCCCUGCUGCCACCUUGGGCUCAGGGAGGGGACCGCCCAGCUUGCUCCAUCCAGCGGGCCUGACUCCCCACGGGGAUGCUCACCCACUGUCUCGCUCCCACUGGGCACAUGCCGGACCUGUGGCACCACCACCGCUGCUCCAGGGUUUUACACCUGCCCAGAGGGGACACUGGAGGAGAACCGGAGGAGAACGAUGCACCAUCCUUGCACUUAAAACAAAACUCCAAGAGACGCACUGAUCUUUGCAACUACCGACUCGCACUACAGAUCGCUGGGACGCGGAGCGGGGCCCGGCUCGGCCCAGGCUCCGGUGGGGAGACGCUUAAACCAAGGACAGACUGGAAACUCUCCGCCCUGGUACCAGCUGUGUACCAGAGACUGGAGGCCAGGGCUCAGGGGAGAGGGACACCCCUGCAGAGUUACCCCUCGUCCUUUAAACAAACCACAUGGUGCUGAGCUUGUACCAUCUCCACCCCGGGCCACCGGCGCCUCGGCACGGCGGACAGUGAACGGUUCUAGCCUGUACAGUUUUAAUGUACCAAAAGACUCUUUAGCCCUCCUGUAUUAUAAGUCUUUAAAUGGAUUCAACUUUUUAAUUAUAAAUAUAAAUAUAAAUAUAUAUAUAUAAAUAUAAACUUUUUAAAACUGUGAAAAAAAUUAUGAAAUUAUAAAAAAGGAAAAAAAAGAAAAAAACCCACAACGGCAGAAAUGAACACAGUCUGACGUUUAGAAUAUUAUUUUUUAUUUCCUGUUGGAUUGUGAUUGUAAAUGAUCUGGGAACAGGCACACCCCCCCACGCUCAAAGUGUACUGUACUUCUAGAAGCAAAUUGUGUGAGCAUAUUUUAAAGAGCGAGAGAGAGCGCGCGAGAGAGAUUUUAUGCUAAUGUUAAAUAGAAAGCACUUAAAACCCACUGCCUUCUAUGGAACACAAGGAUAUUUCAGACAAUCGAGAGGAAAGGAGAGCCAGGUUUUUGUCUUUUUUGUUUUGUUUUGUUUAUGUUUUGUUUAAAACAAUUUUUUUGGCAUUCUGUUUGUUGGAGAACUCCGUGUGAUCUUUUUUCAUAAAAAAAAAAAAAAUUAAUUGAAAAAAA
This is a messenger RNA of Corapipo altera (White-ruffed manakin), 9214 nucleotides long. RefSeq names its product trinucleotide repeat containing 18 (gene TNRC18). Lineage: Eukaryota; Metazoa; Chordata; Aves; Passeriformes; Pipridae. The record is from RefSeq and is a predicted model, not a curated record. Gene Ontology annotation, molecular function: chromatin binding.